Pseudovirgaria hyperparasitica is the source of this 990-nucleotide messenger RNA. RefSeq lists its product as uncharacterized. NCBI's taxonomy places the organism in Eukaryota, Fungi, Ascomycota, Dothideomycetes, Acrospermales, Acrospermaceae. The record is from RefSeq and is a predicted model, not a curated record. The transcript has 2 exons. Bases 82 to 858 code for a protein of 258 amino acids.
AGCAUCAUUGAGAAGCCAGUAGCCACAUGUCUACCACGCCGACCACAUCGUUCCUCUCCCAAUUUCGACAUUGAAGUUCAAAUGGCGCGCACUGUUGAAGAUGCCACACGAUUCACGCAGACCAAUCCCUAUGCAGCAAAACCUGGCAGAACGUCUACCAUAAGUAUUUCGGAUGCACCCCCAGGCGAAACUCCACAGCAAAAGCUGAGACGCCUUCGGGAGGCUGCGAGAAUAGCAAAGCUAGGAGAGGUUAGCCAAUGGGAUCGAAUAGUGCAAAGAGGACGCGUAUGGGCAGAUCGCUCCCAUCGUGUUUUCAGUUUUACUUUGAUCGGAUUUACAGGCUUGAUAUUCGUAUACUGCGCCGCAUCGACGAUCGACAUGCUGGCGUACAACCGGAGAAAGCGAAACGCCUUUUAUGAGCAGCAAAAGAUCGAAAUGAUCGAAUAUAUCAGACUAGCUCGCGACGCAGAGUCGAAUGGCACAGCAACACCCUUGCAAUUAGAGCUCUUGGGGCUUGAGCGAGAGAAGGAACAGAAGCGGCAGGACAAGGAGAAAAACGCAAUCAGUAACAAGAUAAAAUCUGCACUGUUUGGAUCUUUGUCAACAGAGGAGUCUGUUGGUGGUAAGCUGGGCGAGGCUCUAAUGAGGACAUCGGCUCCAGAUACUUCGCUCGGUGGGACUACACAGGAGACGGGCGAGGGACUCGGAAUAGUAAAAGCGCUCGAAGAAAACACAAGACGCGCGAGUCAAACACGGAGCACAAAGACUGGAGGGCAGUUAGAUCAAUUAGGGGAAAACGUCGCGAAUGCUGCUUCAGAUACAACAAAAAGCUGGGUGAACUGGCUAACACGACGAUGAAGGCGAUUCUAAUUUGUAUAUUAUGGUUUCGAAGAUUUGUACAUUGUCCAUGCGGAGCGGCGUUUCUCCCAAAGCUAGACCUUUCCAAUUCAAAUACAUAAUUGACGAAAGUGUCACCAAUCGCUCCGGAAC